Molecule: messenger RNA, 684 nt
Organism: Prunus avium (sweet cherry)
Lineage: Eukaryota; Viridiplantae; Streptophyta; Magnoliopsida; Rosales; Rosaceae
Product: RPM1-interacting protein 4 (RIN4) family protein
Cellular component (GO): plasma membrane
Source: RefSeq, a predicted model, not a curated record
CUCUCUCUAGAGUCUUUUGACUCUACAACAUCCCCUCUCCUUUAUAGUAUUUUUUCCUUUUCUUGUAAAACUUCCUCCUCCAAACCAUCCAGUCGGCAGCUCCCGCCUUCCCUCCAUCAUGGCUUCGCAGGAUAAAGGUCGGCCAUUACCUAAAUUUGGGGAGUGGGAUGUAAAUAACCCAGCUUCAGCUGAAGGAUUUACUGUAAUAUUCAGCAAGGCCAGAGAUGAAAAGAAGACCAGUGCAGCUCAAGUGAAGAUGGUCACCCCACGAAAAACUGACGGCAGCCUACGAAGAAAUGGUGCUGGAUACAACACUGUCAAUGAGCAUUAUCCCAAAUAUCCUCCCUCAAAGAAGAGAUGGUUUUGCUGUGGUUGACAUAAAUCAACAACUGCUUUUGGGGCAUGGUGAUGAUAAUGCAAUAUAUUAGGUGGGACUGGGAGGAGCUACAAGCAAAGACACUUUCUGGUGCCUGGGAAAGAUGUGGAACAGCAAAUUCUCAUAUAUAAACAGUUUUUUUUUGGUUCCUUCCUUUCCUUUUCACUUGUGCUUGAUUUUGGCUUCUUUUGUCUUCUAUAUAUAUGUCUCAAAAGGUUUUGCAUAUAUAUUUUGUUAUAUAGAAUGAAAAAGAGGACUGGUAAACAUAAAAAUUUGUAAUAUAUACAUACAGAAAUUUGUGGUUCUCA